This is a messenger RNA of Xiphophorus couchianus (Monterrey platyfish), 1790 nucleotides long. Its product is annotated as oocyte zinc finger protein XlCOF22-like. Gene Ontology annotation, biological process: regulation of transcription by RNA polymerase II. The transcript has 2 exons. Gene Ontology annotation, molecular function: RNA polymerase II cis-regulatory region sequence-specific DNA binding; DNA-binding transcription factor activity, RNA polymerase II-specific. The record is from RefSeq and is a predicted model, not a curated record. Bases 53 to 1195 code for a protein of 380 amino acids. NCBI's taxonomy places the organism in Eukaryota, Metazoa, Chordata, Actinopteri, Cyprinodontiformes, Poeciliidae.
CUAAGCUAGAAAGCUGCUGCAUUGUCCCAUUCCUGCUAAUAUUUCAGCAACCAUGUCUUCAGCUCAGCAUCUCAGAGAUUUUAUCAGAGAGAGACUAACUGCUGCUGCUCAAGAAAUCUUCACCGAGGUUGAAAAAACCAUCAUUUGCUACGAGGAAGAGCUCGAUGCUCAGCGCAGGAUGAUGGGGAUCAACUGGAAACCAGAAAUUAAGCUACACAGAGUCGGUUCGGAGCUGCAGAGACAAAGUUCUGACCUCCAACAGCCAAGUGUCUCCAAUGAGGAAGAAGCUUCUGCCAUCCAACAAAUCUGGAGCCUGGCAAAGGGGUCCAGUCAGGAUCAGAAAGAAGAAGAACAUCAGUGGACUGAAGAGGUACAGAUGGAACCAGAAACAAAAUGGAUUAAAGAAGAAGAGGAGGAACCAGAUCCUGCACUGCUCAAACAUGAGGAAUUGGAUUAUCCACUAACAAAUGUAAAAAAAGAGGAACUAGAUUCUUCAGCACUUAAACGUGAACAGCAGCCACCAGAACAUUUACUAACUGGACAGGACCAGAAGAACCUCUGCAGCAAUCAGGAGAGGGAGCAGCUUGUCCAGAAUCAAUUUGUUGCUUUCAUUGAGACUUCUACUCUUCAGGAAGAUGAUAUGAGUGAAGAAGAGAGAACAGAGCAGCUUUCCCUUCAUAUCUCUCCAGUGGUUGAGAGCAAAGAUCAGGAAGGAAGCAGCUCCUCUGUGUCAGAGAGUCAGUCUGGUACCAGUACAAAGAAAAGAUCUUUCAAAUGUGAAAUGUGUGGGAGAUGUUACACACAACUGUGUAAAUUGAGAAACCAUUACAGAACCCACACUGGUGAGAGACCUUUUUCAUGUGAAACAUGCGGAAAAAGUUUCUCUCUAAGUUAUAUUUUAAAAAGUCACAAGAAAACUCAUACAGGAGAGAAACCUUUUUCAUGUCAGUCAUGUGGAAAGAGUUUCUCUCGAAUAGGUAAUUUAAAGGUCCACAAAAGCACUCAUACAGGUGAGAAGCCUUUCUCAUGUCAGUCAUGCGGAAAGAGUUUCUCACGAAUUAGUCAUUUAAAUCGUCACAAGACAAGUCAUACAGGUGAGAAGCUUUUUUCAUGCCAGUCUUGUGAAAAAAGCUUCAAUCGAAGGGAUAAUUUGAUCAUUCACAUGAAAACCCAUACAGGUCAAGGGCUGCUUUGAAGCCAAACCUGUGAAAAAGUUGCCUUUGAAAUUGGUCACUUAAUUAUUCUCAUUAGAACCCACAUGAAUGAGAUGGAUUUUUCAUGAAAUAUGGAGAAGAAAGUGUUCUUUCAUGCUGGUAAACUGAAUUUUCACAUAACACAAAAGUGACAAUUAGUCAUUAACUCACACAGAUUCACUGUAAUAAAUAUUAAACCCUGUCUUGGAUUGUUUCACUUUUCCAAACAUUAGACCUUCACCUAUUUUUGAAGGUCUAAUGGUUGCCCAUUUAGACCUGCAUUUUGCCCAUUUAAGGAUUUUUUAGCAAAUUUUGUUAAAUUUUCUAAAGAAUAUUUAGAAUAUUCAAAGUGAUUUCAACUGGCUUGGAAGUGGAAAUAUUGAAGGUCUACGCUAUUUGACAUGCUACUGGCUGACUUUUGCAAAUUAGCCAAUGAGGACCUUUCAGAACCCUCCUCAGAUUUCCAGGAUGGACAUCUGCAAGUCAAAUGUUUGUCAUGAGAAACACACAAAUAUUCAUGCUUUGCUGAAGAAUUUCAUGUCUAAAUUUAUGUGAGACUUGGAUGUAACAACUUAAUAAAAGCUCUGACAAAUACAA